This is a messenger RNA of Wallemia ichthyophaga EXF-994, 1152 nucleotides long. RefSeq lists its product as uncharacterized. Bases 1 to 1152 code for a protein of 383 amino acids. NCBI's taxonomy places the organism in Eukaryota, Fungi, Basidiomycota, Wallemiomycetes, Wallemiales, Wallemiaceae. Gene Ontology annotation, molecular function: RNA binding. Gene Ontology annotation, cellular component: spliceosomal complex. Gene Ontology annotation, biological process: positive regulation of mRNA splicing, via spliceosome. The transcript is spliced from 8 exons. The record is from RefSeq and is a predicted model, not a curated record.
AUGUCAGAAAUAAAUGAUGAAUGGUCAGAAAAUCAAAAGCAGGAAGAUACAGUUGAUUUUGAAGGGAAGGGCACAACACCACCGCGCCCAGUUGAACAAUCAGAUAACGCGAACAACUUGAAUAACUUGGAUAACUUGCACAGCAAUCGCCAACAAACACCACACCAAAUAGACCAACAAGGCCAAAAAGAUCAACAAGAUCACUCUGAUUACCCUGCUAGUUACUCUCACUCCAAUCAAAACGAUAAUCCCCAAGGUUGUAUCGUUCACGUCUCACAUAUGCACGUUGGCGUCGAUGAUCAAUUACUCACUGAGCAUAUGUCUAGUUCUGGAAAGGUCUUAAAAGUCGUCAUUAUGCUCGAUCCACACACGAGAGAAUCUAGAGGUUUUGGUUUUGUCACUUUCGAAAAUCCAUCCGAGGCAGACGACGCAAUUGAAAAGCUACACCUUUCCCAGAUCUUAGGGAAGACUAUCACCGUUGCAAGAGCACGUAGAGGUCGUCCACGCGAACCAACUCCUGGCCAGUAUAUUGGUCCACCAAAAUAUGACAGAUCCAUGUCUGCUAGACCUCAAAAACCACGCUAUCAACCAUACCCUUCACCAAGGGAUCACGGGGGUUACGACCGCAAUGAUCGCUACGAGCGCGGUCCUCCACGGUACGCAGCCCGCUACCACCCAUACCAUGACAGAUAUGACAGAUAUGGUGAUUCUGGUCGCAGGUCUUACCCACCACCUUCACGCGAAUAUAGUGACUACCCUCCUCCACCAAAAGAUUACUAUGGCAGCACACCAUAUAAGCCAUAUCCACGCGGCGGCCCACCACAUUCACUCCCAUACAAACCUUACAAGCCGAUGGGACCAAGAGAUAGAUAUGAUGACUAUAGUAGACCUCCUAGAGGUCCUCCAAGGGAUUAUUCACCAAGAUCUUAUCCACCGAGGGACUACCCACCAAGAGAUUUUCCACCAAGAGAUGACUUUGACAGGCCACCAAGAAGAUUCACACCAAGAAAUGAUUAUAGAGAUGAUUACAGACCCGGUCCAACGAGAGACUAUCCGCCAAGAGACUACCCACCAAGAGACUAUCUUCCAAGAGAUUAUCCUCCAAGGGACUACCCGCCACGAGACUAUGAUGGAGGAUUCAAGAAGUAUUAA